GCAAAACGUGCCUCACCGUACCAACACAGCGCCAUUACAAUUAUUACAGGACCGAUCUCAAAACGAAGGAAUUAGGGGCGAACGCCAACACGCAGUAGCGGUGGAAAAUCCCCAAUUCCCAUGGCGACUCGCGCGCCGCCGCCGUACUCGUCGUCAGCCGGAUCCGUGACCGUGACCGUGACCGUUGACCCCUCCCCCUCUUCGUCCUCCUCGGCCCCGCCACCGGCGACGGCCGCGCCGCCGCCGGCGGAGGCGGUGGUGCUGCGGCUGAAGCGGCGGGGCAAGAAGGUGUCGUGGAAGGAGGGAACGGUGGACAACGAGGGCCUCGGCCGCAAGAGCUCCAAGAAGUGCUGCAUCUUCCACAAGGAGGUCCCCUUCGACGAGGACUGCAGGGACGAUGAGGCCCCCGGCGGAGGGCACCAGUGCCCGCGGGGAGAUGCUGGCGAGGGCACCAGCGGCAGCGGCGGUGGCGGAUGCCCGUCCUCCUCCCACGACCACAGCCAUCACCACCCCUGAUCUCGGUGCGGAUUGAGGCUUCUUGAUCCCUCGUUGCUUAUAUUCAAUCUGCUGUGAUGAAAUUUUGUGAUCUGAUGAUGUAAUUAGUUGAGUGGAAAUGCUGAAUUCGUGCUCAAUUGUUGGGGAGACUCUGUUCUUCUGGGCGAUUCACUGGUCAAUAUAUAAUCCUUGUUGACUUCAUUGUAUUUGCCUCUUAUAUUGUAGCAGUUUGCUGUUUGUUAAUGAUGAACUGAGGUUGCUCCUA
Messenger RNA from Panicum virgatum (switchgrass), 760 nucleotides. Its product is annotated as protein phosphatase 1 regulatory subunit INH3-like. Lineage: Eukaryota; Viridiplantae; Streptophyta; Magnoliopsida; Poales; Poaceae. The record is from RefSeq and is a predicted model, not a curated record. The coding region runs from base 121 to 516 and encodes 131 amino acids. Gene Ontology annotation, cellular component: nucleus. Gene Ontology annotation, molecular function: protein serine/threonine phosphatase inhibitor activity; protein phosphatase 1 binding. The transcript is spliced from 2 exons.